Bolinopsis microptera is the source of this 3243-nucleotide messenger RNA. RefSeq lists its product as uncharacterized. The transcript is spliced from 5 exons. Bases 1 to 3243 code for a protein of 1080 amino acids. Lineage: Eukaryota; Metazoa; Ctenophora; Tentaculata; Lobata; Bolinopsidae. Gene Ontology annotation, molecular function: DNA-directed DNA polymerase activity; nucleotide binding; DNA binding. The record is from RefSeq and is a predicted model, not a curated record. Gene Ontology annotation, biological process: DNA replication.
AUGAUUGAUCUUACCUUGAGGAAUAGUAUUGAUGCUCAACUGGAGCUUGCCGUGAUGGAUGCGGCAUGUGAAGGCGUGUUCGAUAGUAUAGAUACUACCUCUUAUUAUUUAAACCUCAGACAGAUACGGGAUCCAGGUCAUCAGUGCCCGGUGUGUAAGAAGUGGCAUGCUAAAAACUUUAAGAGACAUGUGCAAACAUGUGGUAAGGGUAAGUGGUGUACAGUUUGCUAUACUCGUCCUGAUGAUUUGGCAGCUCAUCGGUUGGUAUGUGAGGGGGAUCUUUUCCCAUGUCGGGUAUGUAGUUUGGUUUUCCAGAGUCGAGAGCUUAGAUUGGAGCAUGAGACGAUUUGCAGAAGACCUGAUUGCAGUGCGACAGCCAGGAACGUGAGACCUAGAGUGGAGACAAGUGGGACAGCUGAAGAGAGUUCCUCGGAAAACCAGACGGUAACCAGUAUCACGGCCAUAGAUGGAUUAUUUCGUAAAUUCUCUUUAUCUCCUCCUCUUAAAGUUGGUACCGAUUUUCAAGGAGCUUUGAAGAAAUCGUCCCCCAGAUUGACUGAUAUUAUUGAAAGUAAUCUUGGAACUGGUAUAAAGUUCAAUUUGGAGUUGAAUGUAACCCUCAGCAAGUUGGUCACCGGAGACAUCGUAGCUAGAACAUUUGAUAGCGAGAUGAUACCAUUACUUCUCACAGAUCUCAUUGCUCCAGCUCUCCAGACCCAUAACAACAACAUCAGUGAUCGGGUAGACAGACUCAUCAGAGAUGGGAGUGGAUGGGCGGUACACGAGAUAAUCUCCAUCUCGAUUAACAUUACCAGGUAUAACCCGUUAGCAGGUAGCAGCUGGAUGGAGUUGCCUUUACCCAUCAGACGUAAGACCUACGCUCUUCUCAACAUCCAGAACAUGAACGAUGAACGCUGCUUGGAAUGGGCUCUAGUUGCAGCUCUCGAACGUCAGCGGGGGUAUCCUAGAGGGAAUAACCGUCUUCGCGUUGGUCGCUAUCAGAAAAGCAACGUGAAGAUAAACAUGACUGGUAUCUCCACCCCUACUCCAAUCAGCGAGAUUGGUAAGGUUGAGAAGUUGAAUGACGUUUCGAUCAAUGUUUUUGGAUGGGAUGAUGGAACGAUUUUGAAUGGAGAACCGAGCGAACUUCACCAGGGAUUCUACCCUAUCAGACUCUGUCAGAAUCCUAACAGUGAGACGAAGUAUAAGGCAGAAGAAGACGGAGAAGGAGCAGCUCACGUUAAAGUUCAACAGUUGGAGGAAGACGAUAAAAAUCCGUUCACGGUCUCCGCUGACAUAGAGUGUAUCCUAGUGCCGCGGGAGGUAGACGAAAACGGAGUUACAGUGAAGAUCGCAGAGCACACCCCCUGCACGGUAUCGUACAAGCUAAAUAGUCACCUAGCUGGGUUUGAAGAUGAGCCUGUAGUUAUUUUCCAUGGACCAAAAUGUAUCGAUGAGUUCUUGGAAGCUCAGGAUUUAUUGUAUGACCGUCUCAGACCCUGGAUGGAGAUGAAUGAGCCAAUGGAGAAGGUAGACCAGGCUACCAUGGAUCGUCUCAAUGCUAAUCCAAAUUGUGUUAUUUGCAAACGUAAACUUAUUAAAGAUAAACAUCUCGAUCACUGUCACUACACUGGUAAAGUUUUAGGUUACACUCAUCCACUAUGCAACCUAGAACGUCAAACACCAAAGUAUUUACCCAUUUUCUUUCACAAUCUUAAAGGAUACGACUCACACAUGGUUAUUGGAGGUAUUGCAGAUCGUGUUGAUGAUCCUUGGGAUAUCAAUGUUAUCGCCAAGGCUAUGGAAACAUACACAGCAUUCAGCACUAAAAAGUUCAGGUUCAUUGACUCAUGUGCUCACCUCAACUCCUCUCUAGAGAAACUUGUGUCUAAUCUUCAUUCGUCAGGACCUGGAGCCUUUAAACCUGUCGAAGACUUCCUUCAGCAGAAGUUCGGUUGUGUGGAGCCUGAGAAACUGGAGCUUCUUCUUCGCAAAGGGGUGUACCCCUACUCCUACUUCAAGACCUUCGAGACCUUUGAGGAGACUGAACUACCUCCCAUUACGGCUUUCUACAAUGACCUGAACGAUGAACCCUGCUCGGAGGAGGACUAUGCUCAUGUGCAGAAAGUCUGGGAGGUGUUUGGUUUGGAGAGUCUCAAGGAUCUGGUAUAUCUCUAUAUAGCCUCUGAUGUCCUACUCCUCGACUCAGUGCUACAACAGUAUAGGAUAGAGUGUAUAAAUUCUUAUGAUCUUGAUCCUGUACAUUAUUAUACUGCACCAGGUUUAACAUGGGAUGCAGGAUUAAAGUAUACUGAGGUAGAGCUAGAAUUAUUGAAGGAUCAGGAAAUGUAUACUUUUAUCGAGCAGGCUAUCCGUGGUGGUAUUAGCACCAUUACUCAUCGCUAUGCUAAGGCUAACAAUCAUAAUCUUCCAGACUAUGAUCCUUCUAAACCUGAAAGCUACCUUUCCUAUAUAGACGCAAACAACUUAUACGGGUGGGCUAUGUGUCAGAAGCUUCCGAUAUCGGGCUUCAAGUGGCAGAAACCGGGUAAACUUCUCACCGUCGACGACAUCAUGGCUUGGGAUCCGAAUGGUGACGUGGCUUACUUUGUCGAGUGUGAUACAGAGAUGAAACCCGAGGAUCACGACAAAUUCAACGAUCUACCUCUAUUCCCUGAAUCUCUGGUGGUGCAGGAUAGUAUGGUAUCAAAUGCAACUCGUAAGGCAAUGGAGAGGAGAGGGGUAAACUCCGUUGCUCCUUCUAAGAAGCUUGCUCCAAACCUCUUUCCUAAGAUUAAGCAUAAGAUUCAUGUAGCAGCAUUGCAGUAUUACAUUUCAAUUGGUGGUGUUUGUACCAAGAUUCAUAGAGUUAUAGAAUUUGUGCAGUCUGAUUGGUUAAGGAAGUACAUUGCAUUUAACACCAAAAAACGACAGGAGUCUACUUCAGAGUUUGGUAAAGCUUUCUUCAAACUACUGAACAAUGCUUUCUUCGGGAAGAGUAUGGAGUCGGUGAGGCUUAGAGUGAACAUCAGACUGAUACGGAACGGCAGGCAACAUCGCUUUCAGACUAGUAAACCUGGAUUCAAGAGGUUUUGCAUUUUCUCUGAUAAACUGGUUGGACUAGAACUUGUUAAGCCUGUUAUCGUGUUAGAUAAGCCGAUUUAUUUAGGAGCAGCUAUUUUAGACUUGUCAAAAUUGUUAAUGUAUAGAUUCUGGUACGAUGUGCUCAAGUACCGGGCUUAA